CUGCUGGGCUGGGCUCCCGCGCACUCGGCUCUGUUCACAGGGAGCAGCCCUCUCCUGCGACCAGCCCGGAGCCAGCCAGAUCCACCAGUGAGCAUCAGGCUUUGGGAACUAAAGAGUGUGUCUGUAAAAUCCACCCAGUGCGCUGAUGGCCAGCAACAACACCGCCAGCAUAGCGCAGGCCCGGAAGCUGGUGGAGCAGCUCAAGAUGGAAGCGAACAUCGACAGGAUAAAGGUGUCCAAGGCAGCUGCUGACCUGAUGGCCUACUGCGAAGCACAUGCCAAGGAAGACCCCCUGCUGACCCCAGUCCCGGCCUCAGAAAACCCCUUUAGGGAGAAGAAGUUCUUCUGCGCUAUCCUUUAAGUCUUCAUGGGGAGCCUGCAGAGCCCCCGGGCUCCUGGGACAUUGAUGUAGAGUUUUUAGCAAAGUGGGCGCCUUUCUAGUCCACAGCAUUUGAAGAGAGCAAGGAGAACCAUCUGGCAACUCCAGGCUAUGCAUGUUUAAAGAGCUGGCCCCCUGCGGGAGCGCGAGCAGACCCACAUCCUGAGUUAAGAGAUCUGAUUCUGCAGAACUGCCUGGAGGAGCGGAAUAUACACAAGUAAAAAUUGGUGUCACUUCUUUUCUGCUAUCUCUCCCCCAAAACCUUAUGUUUCUGCUUCGUAUUUAAAAAAUAAAAGUUCUAACAGACAGCUGUCCUGAG
Messenger RNA from Otolemur garnettii (small-eared galago), 698 nucleotides. It is a transcript of the gene GNG2, whose product is annotated as G protein subunit gamma 2. The transcript is spliced from 4 exons. Gene Ontology annotation, biological process: G protein-coupled receptor signaling pathway. NCBI's taxonomy places the organism in Eukaryota, Metazoa, Chordata, Mammalia, Primates, Galagidae. Gene Ontology annotation, cellular component: heterotrimeric G-protein complex. Gene Ontology annotation, molecular function: G-protein beta-subunit binding. The record is from RefSeq and is a predicted model, not a curated record. Bases 146 to 361 code for a protein of 71 amino acids.